Messenger RNA from Aplysia californica (California sea hare), 1313 nucleotides. RefSeq names its product transmembrane protein 203. Gene Ontology annotation, biological process: intracellular calcium ion homeostasis. The coding region runs from base 226 to 627 and encodes 133 amino acids. The record is from RefSeq and is a predicted model, not a curated record. NCBI's taxonomy places the organism in Eukaryota, Metazoa, Mollusca, Gastropoda, Aplysiida, Aplysiidae. The transcript has 3 exons. Gene Ontology annotation, cellular component: endoplasmic reticulum.
UCGGUAUUUAUGUGGUUGGUUGUGUGUUGGUCAGUCGUCAGUCAGUCAAUGUACUGUGUGUGUUUGUUGCUGUUGCUGUGUUGUUGUAUUAUUGACCAACACCAUCGCCUUGUUUAUUUGGGGUUUAUUUGAGUGUUGUUUUGUUUGUUUGUUUUUGUAGAUUUUUGAUCAAGGUAUCGCCACAGCUGAUCUCGUCUUAGACACACAUCAGAACUCUUCUCCACCAUGUUGCUUCAGCUGAGGGAGGUCAUAUCAUGGACUCGUAUGUCGGCAUUUGAACUUUUUCUACAUCUUCUGAGUAUUCUGAUUUUCUCUGUGCUGGUGGCUGCUAAAGUAGAGGGAGAUCUCUCAGCAUCAUGGCCAACAGUCUUCACACCGUUGUUUGUGUGUGAUGGACUUAAUACUUACCUUUGUCUCAUCGUGUUUGUGAGGCUGUAUUUAGAGUAUGAUCUCAAGCAGGCAAGUCUACGAGUGGCCAACUCCCUGGUUGUGAUAGCUUUGAUUUUCACCUUCAAGCUCCUCUUGUGUCAGAAGCUGGCCACAGGGCACCUGAACUGCUCAGAAGUUUUUGGUCCUGUGUUUGUACUCUCACAAAUCUUUUUGAUCCGAGCUUGCAAACUUCAGUGAAAGCAACUUUACUUUACAUUGACUGCUUUUAAUUUAAACCAGUGUGCAAUAUACGACAGGGUUUUUAUUGCCCUGUCCUGCAGUCUGUAUCAGUGUCAAGGUGCAGUGUUGGUGUGCACGGAAACUUCAACUCCGUGGAGUCACUGGCCCAAAAGAUGCUAAGCAGAUGUCGUAGGCAAGUGCUUGGAGAAUCUUGUUCUUCUUCCUCCUUGUUCUUCAUGGCAACACCGGAUAUCUUCACUUCUACAGCAUCCCAUCAAAGAACCUCCCAGUUAAAUUCACAGCUUGGUGCUCAGUCACUUUGGUUCUUGCUAUAGCUAUGUGACCACUCUUGGAUUAUCUUGUUGUAUUGAGCAUUCCACAAGCAGGAGAUCUUAGAUAGAUUUAGAGAGUGGACAUCUUUCAUGAAAUGAGAAAGGGGCAAGUUUUGAGUUGUGUUGAGUGGAACAUUGUGAGGCCGUGAGAGUAUUGGAAAAUGUGUUUUGAAUGUUUAGCUGUGAGUAGUGGAUGAUUGUUUUGGAAGGAGUACAUUGCAGAGAAGGAAUACAUUGCAUGAAAGGAAUGCCAUAUCAUUGACUGACUUUUCAAGGUGUCUUCUCUUUACCUGACCUUUGUUCUGAUGCAAGUGUUUGUGAGCGAUGUGACUGCGAUACUUGAAAUUAAAAACCGUGUGAAUGUUCAGUUCU